Cuculus canorus (common cuckoo) is the source of this 6814-nucleotide messenger RNA. RefSeq names its product sialic acid binding Ig like lectin 1 (gene SIGLEC1). Bases 82 to 5121 code for a protein of 1679 amino acids. Lineage: Eukaryota; Metazoa; Chordata; Aves; Cuculiformes; Cuculidae. The record is from RefSeq and is a predicted model, not a curated record. The transcript is spliced from 21 exons.
CUGAACGCUGACCUCCCAGACCGGUCACCUCUCACAGUGUGGACCUUCCCUGCCUCUGUCCCCAGUGUCCCGGGCGUUGCCAUGUGCCUGCUUGUCCUCCUGGCCACUCUCAUCCCAGCAGUCCUCACCUCGUGGGGGGUCACCUACCCUGAGUCUCUGCGGGGUCUCAAGGGCUCCUGCGUGGUGAUUCCCUGCACCCUGAGUUACCCUGACGACGUGACAGCCGCCGACGGCAUCGUGGCCAUCUGGUACAAGGAUUACAACGCCCAGAGGACGGUGGUGUUCCACUCGGCAGCCCAGGAGGUGGGCGCGGUCUUCAGGGACCGUGCCAGGCUCCUGGGGGACCCGGCUGCUGGGAAUUGCACCCUGCUGCUGAGAGGGGUGACGCCGGAGGACAGUGGGCCCUACCGAUUCCGCUUCGAGAUCAUCAACGGCGACCGGUGGUCUGCGGCGCAGGAUGUGAUGUUGAGCAUUUCGGAAGACCUCGAGCAUCCGAGCGUUACCACCAGCGAGGAGCAAACCGAGGGGCAAACGUCCACCUUGGAGUGUUCCACACCCUACGUCUGCCCAGAGGGUGACAUCUCCCUGCGCUGGAAGGGCUACGACCCCCAGGUCUCGGUGGUCUCCAGUCAGGUCCAGCUGGACACGAGCGGGGUCAGCCACCGCCUGACCCUCACCACCUCCUUCUCCUGGAAGGACCACUCCAAAAAGCUGCUCUGUGAACUCUUUUAUGGCUCCAGGAAGGCGACGGAGGAGGUCGUCCUGCGGGUGAGACACGCCCCUAAGGACAUCCAGGUAUCGGUCAUCCCCUCCGCGCAGAACAUCCACCUGGGCGACACGGUUUCCCUCACCUGCGUGGUGGGCAGCAGUUACCCCCCCAUCUCAGCGUACCACUGGCUCAAGGACGGGGUGCUCAUGGGCAGUGAGCAGAUCCUGACCUUCCGGGAUGUUCGCCGCGAGGACUAUGGACAGUAUCGCUGCGAAGUCAGGAAUGUCAUCGGAGAUGGUGUGGCACCUCCCGUGAUGCUCUACAUCUUCUCUGCAGAGAUCUUGGUGAGCCCCGCGGCCGAGGUGCAGGAGGGGACGGUCACCACCUUGUCCUGCGACGUCCCCGGCAGGGAGAGCCAGGACCUCAACUACACGUGGUACAAGAACAGUGCCUGGCUCAUGGAAGGCGCCGCGCACACCCUGCUCUUCCACCACGUGGCCACCAGCGAUGCCGGCUAUUACUCCUGCAAGGUGACGAAUGACCGGGGCAGUGACACAUCCCAAGCCAUCAGCCUGAGCGUGACAUACCCACCACGGACGCCCACCAUCACGCUCUUCCAGGAGACGCAGGGCGGCAGGCUGGUCAUCAUCCGCUGCGCCGUGGACAGCCACCCACCGGCCACCAUGGCCAUCUACCAUGAUGGCACUUUGCUGGCGGCCAGUGGGUCGCAGGCUGCCCCGCGCCAGCGCCUCAGCGUCACCGCCUCCCGUAACACCCUGCGGCUGGAGAUCCGUGGUGUGGGACCUCAGGAUAGCGGGGAAUACCUCUGCGCAGCCACCAACCGCUACGGCAACGCCAGUGCCACCAAGCUCUUCAUCGCACGUGCUACAGAGGUCCUGAUCCACCCCUCAGCAGAGGUCCAGGAAGGAGCAGUCGUCACUCUGACCUGCCUGGGGGCUCUGGGAGCAGCGGAGGAGCUUCUCUACACCUGGUACAGGAACAGCAAGAGGCUGCAGGAGAGCUCGGACCCAACCCUGCGCUUCUCGUCCAUCCAUGGUGAAGACGCAGGCGUCUUCCAGUGCAGGGUCCGGAACAGCAACAGCAGCGACACAUCGGCAGCCGUCCCACUCCGUGUGCUCUUCCCACCCAGGCAACCGGUGAUGAGCUCCUUCCUGGAGACCCAAGGUGGGCGCCUGGGCAUCAUCCAAUGCGGUGUUGAGAGUGACCCAGAGGCCAACCUGACCCUCCGGAGGGGAGAAGAAGUCAUAGCCUGCACAUGGGGCUGCCCCACAUCCCCCAAGCCCAGGGUCCACACCACCUCAUCGUACAACAGCCUGAAGGUGGAGAUCCAGGAGGUGGUGGUGGAGGAUGAGGGGACCUACGUGUGCUGGGCUGGGAACGCGCUGGGCAACGCCAGCACGGCCAUGGACUUCAGGGCUGAGACUGCCAGCAUCUCCGUGGCUCCAUCCUCCCGCGUGCUGGAAGGCCACGCUGCCAACCUGACCUGCCGGCUGAGAAGCGACUCCACGGCUCUGCCCAACUUCACCUGGUACCGGAACGGGCAGUUCCUCACCGAGGGCUCGGCUGCAUCCCUGGUGUUCCAGCGAGUGGCCAGCACGGAUGCGGGUCUCUACCACUGCAGAGCCACCACCGACGGCCACAGCCGGAGCUCUCCCACUGCACCCCUGGAUGUGCUGUAUGCCCCACGGGACCCUCUCCUCACGGCAUUCCUGGAGACACAGAGAGGCCACUUGGCCAUCUUCCAGUGCUCGGUGGCCAGCAACCCUCCUGCCCAACUGGCCCUGCUCCGGGAUGGGAACCUGGUGGCUACCAGCGAUGCGGGAACCAGUCCCAGCCCACGGGUCAGCGCCUCGGCCGCUCCCAAUGCCCUCCGGGUGGAGAUGAGGGAGGUGACGGUGGCCGACGAAGGCAGCUACCGCUGCACGGCCACCAACGUGCACGGCACCGCCUCACACCGCCUCUAUUUCCGCGUGCAGACUGCCCGAGUCCUCGUCUCACCAUCCACGGAGGUGCGGGAAGGAGACGAUGUCUCCCUGACGUGCCAGGUGGUGGGAGAGCCUCAGGACGACACCGUCUACUUGUGGUACAAGAACAGCGAGUGGCUCCAGGAGAGCCCCGAGAACCUCCUCGCCCUGACCCGUAUCGCCAGCACCGCCGCCGGCUCCUACCACUGCCGAGCACGCAGCCCCUCGGGGAGCAGCGUCUCCCCUGCCGUCACCCUGCGUGUCUUCUAUGCCCCACGAGUGCCGGUGCUGACCUCCUUCCUGGAGAGCCCUGAGGGGCGAUGGGGUGUCCUGCAGUGCCAGGUGGCCAGCAGCCCGCCGGCAGAGCUGGCCCUCUUCAAGGACCACGUCCUGGUGGCCACCACGGCGCUGCCCCAGCCCAGCUCCCUGCCACGGCUCAGCGUCACCUCGGCCCUCAACGUGCUGCGGGUCAGUAUCCGCCCCGUGCUGCUGGAGGAUGAAGGGGAAUACGUGUGCUCCGCCAGCAACAUCUACGGCAACGCCAGCACCGCGGCGAACUUCACAGCAGGCACUGCCAGGGUCUGGAUCUCCCCAUCCCCGGACAUCCAGGAAGGUGAUGCUGUCAACUUGACCUGUGCGGUGCAGAGCGGCGACGAGGAGGUGCUGAGCUACACCUGGUACAAGAACAAGGUCUGGUUCAGCAGCGGCUCAGCCCCAGUCCUCGUCUUCUCCAGCAUCGCUGCCACCGAUGCCGCCUCCUACCACUGUGCCGUGCGGACCCCGGCACAGACCCGCAGUUCGGCUCCCACCACCCUCAACGUCCUCUAUCCCCCCAGGAACCUGCGGAUGAAGGUCUUCAUGGAGAGUGGCGAGGGGUCCACCGUCAUCCUCCUCUGCUCGGUGGAGAGCAACCCCCUCUCUGAGAUCACCCUGCUCAAGGGGGGGCAGAUGGUGGUCUCCAGCCCCACCAAGGGAAGGGACCACCCCGAGCAGAAAGGCUGGGUCUCCUCCCUUCCCAACAUGCUGAGGCUGGAGCUCCAGGAAGCUUCUGAGAAGGAUGAGGGCGAGUACGAGUGCCGGGCACGCAGCCCCCUGGGCAGCACCAGCGCAUCCCUGCCCCUCCGUGUGCACGCCAUCAGGGUGGUGGUGCGACCCUCCGCCGAGGUGCCCGAGGGGACCGAUGUGACGCUGACCUGCCGGGAUGCAGGUGCCCACCCAGGCAUCUCCUACACUUGGUACAAGAACGGGCGGUGGCUUUCGGAAGGGCUCGACGCCUCCCUCGUGCUCCGCGCCGCCCGGCGCUCGGACGCGGGUGCCUACGCCUGCCAAGUGGGGAGAGGGCUGAGAAGCCCCCGGGCUCCCCCCAUCGCCCUGAGGGUGCUCUAUGCACCCAAGGAGCCAUCCUUCAUCUCCCUGGUGGAACCCCAGGGUGGGCAUCAGGCUGUCCUGCUCUGCACUGUGGACAGCUUCCCACCCUCCGACAUCAUCCUGCGCCGCGAUCCCGGCCACGCGCCCCUGGCCUCCUCGCGGGGCUCGGCCAACCCACGCUGCACCAUCCAAGCAACCCCCAACUCGUUGCGGGUGGAGAUUGCAGGGCUGGAGCCGCAGGAUGCCGGGAUCUACAUCUGCUCCGCCAACAACAGCUACGGCAUCGCGUCCUCAUCCUUGCGCCUGGAUGUGGGAGGGGUCACCAUCACGGUUGAGCCCUCCUCAGAAGUCCUUGAAGGCACCACGGCCACCAUGACCUGCUCAGGUGUCCCUUGGGUGGGUGAAGACGCCAACUACACCUGGUACAAGAACAACCGGUGGCUGCAGGAGGGACGGGACGGCUCCCUCAUCCUCACCCGCAUCUCCAGUGCCGACACCGGCUCCUACCGCUGCCGGGCGAGUGGGAUGAAGGGCACCAUCACCUCUGCCCCUCUCAGCCUCAGUGUCCUCUACCCACCACGGCAUGUGUCCAUCAGCACCUUCCUGGAGAACCGCAGCGGGCGGGUGGGCAUCGUGCUGUGCACGGUCGAUAGCCACCCACCUUCCACCAUCACCCUGCUCCACCACGGCCAGCUUCUGGCCUCCAGCCUGGCCCCGGCCACCGCCCCAAGGGGCCGCGUCGCUCCCUCCCACAACUCCCUCCGAGUGGAUCUGGGCGUCGUGGGGCCGGAGGAUGCCGGGGACUACGUCUGUGUGGCCGGCAACUCCCUGGGCAAUGCCACAGCCACCGCCUACUUCGACGUGGACACUCUCACCCAGCUCCUGGCCUUCACCAUCCUGGCUGGACUGCUGAUGGCCACGAUCUGCGUGGCCACCUUGGCCCUCCUGGCUGUGAAGCUGUGGCCCAGGAUAAGGAAGCGUUGGUGCUGGUCUGGAGCUGAGGACACCUUUGAGCUGAGGAGCAAGCAGGAGCAGGGACAGGUGGAUGGAGCUUCCUAAACCGGUGGCACUUUGGCCCAGGAGCAACUGUAGCAGCGGAUGCCGGAAGGGCACAGCCCCAGCCUGGCUGGAUCCAGGCAAUCCCCACCCUGGGGAUAACCCAGCCCUGUCUCCAUCCCCUCCCAGUCUCCUCACCCCUCGUCUCUCCCCACCGUGGAUGUUCUCAUGCCGGGCACGGUCUGUGCUCGUGCACCGUGUGUGCCAAGCACCAGCAAGCUGUGAUGGAUCAGAGCUGCUCUCCAGCACCAAAACCCUGGAAAAAUCCCCCUCCAACAACCUCCGGUGGCAGCGCCAGCCUGGGGACAGCGUCUCCAUCUCCAUCCCAUCCUGUCCCCCCCGCCAAUGCCACCAUCUCAAGGUGGGCUACGCAGCCCCUUCACGCUGGGGUGUCCCUGUGUGUUCUUCCUCUGUCUGGAAAUAAAAGCUGGAGCAACGCUGUUGGGAUGAGCUGGGAGAGGUUUAGUGCCCUGCGUGGGGAAAGGGAGAGAGCCAGAGGGAUGCAGACAGACAGAAGGAUGCAGACAGACACGAGGUUGGCCUGUGUGGCUUCCCCUGGGGAUUCUCCCAUGCUGGAGUGGGAUUCCUUCUCCGUGUUAUUCUUCAAAGCCACUUUUCGGCCACCGUUGAGCGUUGGAUUGGUCUGCAGAUGGAGCUGAGGAUCGGGAAUGAGUGUGAGCAGCAGGGCCAGGGAGGGGAUCGCUCUGGUGAGACCCCACCUGGAGCCCUGGGUCCAGCUCUGGAGUCCUCAGCACAGGGAGGACACGGAGCUGGUGGAGCGAGUCCAGAGGAGGCCAUGGAGAUGAUCCCAGGGCUGGAGAACCUCCUGUGUGAGGCCAGGCUGGGAGAGCUGGAGUUAUUCAGUCUGGAGAAGAGAAGGCUCCAAGGAAACCUUAGAGCAGCUUCCAGUAGGGAAAGGGGCUCCAGGAGAGCUGGGGAGCGGCUCUGCAUCAGGGAGUGCAGGGACAGGAUGAGGGGAAUGGUUUUGAGCUGCAAGAGGGGAGAUUGAGAUGAGAUCUUGGGGAGAAACUUUCUCCCGUGAGGGUGGGGAGACCCUGGCCCAGGUUGCCCAGAGCAGUGGUGGCUGCUCCAUCCCUGGAGGGGUUCCAGGCCAGGUUGGAUGGGGCUUUGGAGCCCCUCAUCCAGUAGGAGGUGUCCCUGCCCAUGGCACAGGGUGGGACUGGAUGGGCUUUGAGGUCCCUUCCAACUCAAACCGUUCCAUGAUUCUGUGCUUCUAUGCUUAGAGAUGUCCAACGGUCAGAGCACUCCAUUUUCCUGACAUCUCUCUUGUCACCCCGUUGGUCCCCAGGCCAAAUGCGUCCCCUCGGUGCCUGAGGCAGGGGGAAGAGAUAGGGGAUGAUGAUGGUCCCUCUCCAGCUGAAGGGCAGCAGGGGCUGCAGGAAGGUUCUGCUUGGAGAAAUCACAGCCCACAGUGAUGAAGGGCUGUGUCCCCUCUGGCUCCGCUGCCGUUAGACAUCACCCUGCGGCCACCUUGCUGCCGGACACCACCGGCCAGUGGCUUGGUUAGCACUGUGCAGCCAGACGGUGCUUUAGAGCAUGGAGCUGGAGCUUCCCAAGUGUGACGUGGGGGCAAUGCUCCCCUUAUCCACCUGAUAAGGGGCAUCUUCUCCAUCCCUGUGCCUCUUCGCACCCCCUUCUCCACCCUUAUCCUUGUCCCCGUCCCUGUCCCCACGCC